This is a messenger RNA of Nelumbo nucifera (sacred lotus), 946 nucleotides long. RefSeq names its product eukaryotic translation initiation factor-like. Gene Ontology annotation, biological process: translational initiation. The record is from RefSeq and is a predicted model, not a curated record. Gene Ontology annotation, molecular function: translation initiation factor activity; RNA 7-methylguanosine cap binding. NCBI's taxonomy places the organism in Eukaryota, Viridiplantae, Streptophyta, Magnoliopsida, Proteales, Nelumbonaceae. Gene Ontology annotation, cellular component: cytoplasm; eukaryotic translation initiation factor 4F complex.
ACAGGGAGGCUCGAUAAGUUGUUCCCCUGUUCCCCAAGACAGUAGGCAGCCGAAAAGGAAAUUUUUUGUUUCUCUUUAUUCGUCAAGGGAAAAAGGGGAAGGAAGAAAGAACAGGAAAAAGGAUGGCGAACGAGGGAGGGCAGGAACCGACAGGGGCAGGUUCGAAGCAGAAGCAUCGGCUGGAGAGGAAAUGGACGUUUUGGUUUGAUAACCAGUCGAAGCCCAAGCAAGGUGCCGCUUGGGGGACCUCUCUUCGCAAAAUCUACACCUUCGACACCGUUGAAGAGUUCUGGUGUUUGUAUGAUCAGAUAUUUCGACCUAGCAAAUUUCCUGCGAAUGCCGAUUUCCACUUGUUCAAAUCUGGGAUCGAGCCCAAAUGGGAAGACCCAGAAUGUGCCAAUGGAGGCAAGUGGAGUGUUACCAGCAGCAGGAAGGCUAAUCUUGAUAACAUGUGGCUUGAAACAUUGAUGGCUCUGAUUGGGGAGCAAUUUGAUGAAAGUGAUGAUAUCUGUGGUGUUGUUGCAAGUGUGCGCCAGAGGCAGGACAAACUUGCAUUAUGGACUAAGACAGCAACCAAUGAAGCUCUUCAGAUGAGCAUUGGAAGGAAGUGGAAGGAGAUCAUUGAUGUUACCGAUAAGAUAACAUACUCCUUCCAUGAUGAUUCCAGGAGGGACAAAUCAAUCAGAGGCCGGUACAAUGUCUGAGAACUCUUGGAUCACCUCAAUUUUGAGCCACUCUCCCUGUUUUUUGUGAAACGAUGAUGAGAACCUUGCAAGUUUGUUAUCUUCUUUGUUUAUUGAUUAUAGUAAAAACCAUUGAAUCCUUGAAAUGUUAUAUUACUUGGAUUACCUAUUUUUAAUGCCUGUAAUUGUUCUAUUCAAUAUUUGACAAUUGGCGGUUGUUGUUUCAAUUCCUGGCAUUUAUUAUGUGCUUUUAUUUGACGUCA